CUCCGUGUUCACCUCUUCGCACCACCCACAACACGGGAAGCAGCUCUCUGAUCUUCUGUCACUUGCAACCGUAGUGUGCAGAGCAAAGUAGUUUCCUCACAUUCAUCCAUCAAUGGCGACCUCCAUGGUUUGCCUGGUUGCGCUCUGCCUCGUGUCUCCGUUGCUCCUCGCCGGCGCCGUGGUCGGCAACCCGGGUUACGGCGGCCUGUUCCCGCAGUUCUACGACCACUCGUGCCCCAAGGCCAAGGAGAUGGUGCACUCCAUCGUGGCGCAGGCCGUGGCCAGGGAGACCAGGAUGGCCGCCUCCCUCGUCAGGCUGCAUUUCCAUGACUGCUUCGUCAAGGGGUGCGACGCGUCCGUGCUGCUUGACAACAGCACCAACAUCAUCAGCGAGAAGGGGUCCAACCCCAACAAGAACUCUCUCAGGGGCUUCGAGGUCGUCGACCAGAUCAAGGCCGCCCUCGAGGCCGCCUGCCCCGGCACCGUCUCCUGCGCCGACAUCCUCGCCCUCGCCGCCCGCGACUCCACCAUCCUCGUUGGUGGGCCUUUCUGGGACGUGCCGCUCGGGCGGAGGGACUCUCUUGGCGCCAGCAUCCAGGGCUCCAACCAAGGCAUCCCGGCACCCAACAACACCCUCCCCACCAUCAUCACCAAGUUCAAGCGCCUGGGCCUCAACGUCGUGGACGUCGUCGCGCUCUCCGGCGGCCACACCAUCGGCCUCUCCCGCUGCACCAGCUUCCGGCAGAGGCUGUACAACCAGUCGGGCAACGGCCUCGCCGACGGCACGCUGGACGUGUCCUACGCGGCACAGCUGAGGCAGGGGUGCCCGCGCUCUGGUGGCGAUGACAACCUCUUCCCGCUCGACAUCGUCAGCUCCACCAAGUUCGACAACUACUACUUCAAGAACAUCCUGGCCGGCAGGGGCCUCCUGAGCUCCGACGAGGUGCUGCUGACCAAGAGCGCCGAGACGGCGGCGCUGGUGAAGGCGUACGCCAACGACGUGCACCUCUUCUUCCAGCACUUCGCGCAGUCCAUGGUGAACAUGGGCAACAUCACCCCGCUCACCGGGUCGCAGGGGGAGAUCAGGAAGAACUGCAGGAGGCUCAACAACUUCCACUAAUUAAGUUGCUGAAAAAUGCUAGCUGCUUCAUUUGUGUGUUGCCUUGAUUUUUCUUUCCUUUCUUUGUAAUAAGCAAGUGUGGUUGUGUGCUUUGGAAUUCCAGAAGAUUGUGCCUUGUGAUCGAGCCCCAACUUCAUAAUUGAUCAUGCAUACAUCUUGUCUGGAUAA
Triticum urartu is the source of this 1288-nucleotide messenger RNA. RefSeq names its product peroxidase 49. The record is from RefSeq and is a predicted model, not a curated record. Gene Ontology annotation, molecular function: peroxidase activity; heme binding. Lineage: Eukaryota; Viridiplantae; Streptophyta; Magnoliopsida; Poales; Poaceae. Gene Ontology annotation, biological process: hydrogen peroxide catabolic process; response to oxidative stress.